Chrysoperla carnea is the source of this 5656-nucleotide messenger RNA. RefSeq names its product mucin-17. Gene Ontology annotation, cellular component: nucleus. Bases 253 to 5304 code for a protein of 1683 amino acids. NCBI's taxonomy places the organism in Eukaryota, Metazoa, Arthropoda, Insecta, Neuroptera, Chrysopidae. Gene Ontology annotation, biological process: regulation of transcription by RNA polymerase II. The record is from RefSeq and is a predicted model, not a curated record. Gene Ontology annotation, molecular function: DNA-binding transcription factor activity, RNA polymerase II-specific; RNA polymerase II cis-regulatory region sequence-specific DNA binding; zinc ion binding. The transcript has 18 exons.
CAUUCAAUCCAACAUUUAUUGGAACUACCAUCGACGACGACAUCAAACACACAAACACCACUAUCGAUAGUAGUAACUAGUGAUGGUGAUUCCGGGAAUCGUAAUAUCGGACGCGUCACGAGGAAAUUACCAUCACCACCAUCGCGACAACAACACCAACAACCGUCACGUAGUGCUACAUCUUUACUGUUGACCACAGUAGCGGAAAUAACAACAGCCACAUAUUCUACACCAUCCAUAACAUCAUCAAUAAUGUCACCAUUAUCUUUAACGACGACGGGUGUACGAUCAAUUAUAGCGACACCAAAAAAGCAAUACUUCAAACCCCGUAGUGGGAGUUUACAUCAUCAAUACCAUUUACAACGGAUCAGACCACCCCCGCCAGCACAUCAUUCCACAACAGCACUAUCAUCAACCUCAUCGUCAACGUCAUCAUCAUCAUCAAUAGAAGCUGGAGAAACAAUUUUACAGGCGCCACCUGGUACUACUACAGUUGUUGCUGCAGCCGCCAGUACUCAAGGCCAUCCGACAAUUUUAAACAGAAAUCUGGCGCAGGCUAUGAAUAAAAUUGAAGACCAUACACGAGUGUUAAGAGCAACAAGAUUAAUUCAACAAUCAACGCAACACAAAGACGAACAAAGGUCAAUUACCGCUUCGGCCACAACUGCACCCUCAACACAUUUACCACAUUUGAAAAAACGAAAAUUAGAUACCGGUUUAGAAUUAGAUACUCAAAAAUUAGCCACAUCGACAAGUUAUAGUGAAAAAAUGAGUGAUAGUAAUACGGAUGAUAUCGAAACACAAACAAAACGUCGUCGAAAAGGCGUUAACAGUACAAAUAGUGAAGAAAUGUCGUCAAAAAAAGAAACUUCACAACCACAAAAACCAACGAUACCAUUACCACAGAAAAAACGUGUAUUACCAUCAUCUACUACGGGUAGUCCAGCACGUAAAUCUGUAAAAACUAGUUCAAAUCCAAACACACAAGAUGAACCAGACGAUGAGACAUUAAUACGAGAAACAGAAGCUGCCUUAAAAAGUUUAUCUGGAAGUUGGCCAGGGCCACGUGGUAAACAUUCUGAACAAGAUGAAUCACCAAAUUUUGAAAAUUUAUUCGAAGAGAAAAAGACUUCACCAAAAUUGUCACCAUCGUCAGCAUCUUCCACGGCAUCGUCGAGCAGUAACGAUGCGUCGUGUUCGUUAAAAGAUGUUAUCACGUUACGUGAUCAACAUACAAAUAAUUCGAAUCGUAAUCGAAAUUUAUCGCAUAUACCAAACGAGAAAUUAAUAAAAAUAACCUCGGUUAAAAAUAUUCGCCGGGGUGGGGGAGAUAAAAAUGACGGAGCCGAAGAACCAGAAUUAGCAAAUUUAUUAAAAAUUGAAAAUGAGUGUGCUUCAAUACAAUCGCAAGUUGGUAGUGAAAGUAAGAAGCAUAUUAAAAGAGAAAAACAAGAUAAAACACCAACUCCGGACACGUCGUCAUCACGAUAUGAGCCUCCAGAUUUUAACGAAUUAGUUGAUGACUCUUCAAAUGAAUUAGAAAUCGAUAUGUCAGACCCAUCGGGAGAAAAAGAAGAUGAAGAUAUAGAAUCAAAAAAUAAACAUAAACCAAUAAGUCCUUCUACAUCAUCUCCACGCCAACCGUUAUAUUCACCUUACACACACAAACCAAUUACUACGUCAUCGGUGUCACCAUUCUCUACAACUUCAGCGUUUCGACCUCCAACAUCUGAUUCGUUAUCAAAAAAUCGAAUGUCACAUGUUCCAUCAACUACUGCACCUAGUUCAAUACCUCCAAUCGGCCCAUUUCCAGCGGAAUCAGCUUUUGUGGGAUAUCCACCACCUCCUCCACCAAUUGGCGUAACAACAGUUGUGACAGAUGUACAUCACCCAACUGUUUUGGAUGUUAAACACGUACAUCACCAAAUUAAAAUUAAUGAAAAAGAUACCGUUGAUAGUAAUAUUACGACAACUAAAGCUUCGGUAUCAGUUGCAUCUCCGGAUGCUACAUCGUCAAAACAAUAUACAAUUUUACAACCAGCUGGUGUGGGGUCUAGAGCUGCAACAGCGAUUCAAGAUGUUACACGUGAAGGUGUACUAAGUGUAAAUGCGAUCAGUACUACGAGUCCUGCAAUGGUAGGCACUGCAACGACCGAUAGUUCUUCGAAAGUUGGAUCACCACUCACGCCAAACUUUGAAUUACAACGACCUACGGGUACGCUGUCACCAGGAAGUAUAGGAAAAGAAGGAAAUAAAUGUCCAACACCAGGCUGUACAGGACAAGGGCAUGUAACUGGUCUUUAUUCACAUCAUCGCAGUCUAUCAGGAUGUCCUCGAAAGGACAAAGUAACUCCAGAAAUUCUGGCGAUGCAUGAAACUAUUUUGAAAUGUCCAACACCCGGUUGCAAUGGUCGCGGUCAUGUUAGCUCAAAUCGCAAUACACAUCGCAGUUUGUCAGGAUGUCCUAUAGCUGCCGCUAAUAAACAAGCAGCACGCGAACAAAAAUAUCUACAGCAUCGCAGCAGGAGUCCACAAAUGGCAACAGCAAACACAUCCAGUUCUGUCGGGAGUUGUCAAUCUGAUUAUACACAAUCCAGUUUUGAAAGUAAGCCACCAACAAUGGAUGUUAAACCUGGUUAUUUAAUUGGUUAUGAAAAUAACGUCCCAACAACAAGCCAAGAACAAAAUCCAGAAAACUCACAAAAAUUCGAAGUAUCCAAAAUGGAAUACGAAGCAUAUUAUCAACAACAAAAAGUUUCAAAUAAAUCCGCUGAAGAAAUGUCAGCAAAUAAUAAAAUUGUACCAAAAACGGAAGUACCUACAUGUUGUAGUAGUUCAACUUCCACACGAACUGACCAAUUAUUGGUUCCGAAAAUUGAAUCGAUGCCCACACCAACUCCAUGCCGGGCAAAUACACCACUAUCAAAUCCACAAAUGCGAUCUUCUUACGACUCUUAUAUGAAUCAAGAUUCGAAUUCAUCCUCCAUGUCUAGUAUGGACACAAUGGGAUCACGAACAAUGUCUGGUCAUCAUUUACAUCAUCCAGCAGUUCCAAUUCCUCAGCAUCAUAAUCCACAUCAACCGCCACCACCUCCUUCGAGUUCGUACAGUAUCGUUGACGAUUCACGCUUAUCGCAUCAAAUACCGCAACGAUCGCCAUAUCAAAUGCAAUCUACGAAUUCAGAGGAAAUAUAUCAACCAAGGCCGGAACAUAAUGCACCUCGACCGUAUGGUGAUAUGACCACAGUAAUGGGUAAUACGAUAGCACGACCGGUGGUGACAUAUUCCACAGAUAUAACAAAUCGAUCGUACGAUGUCAAUUCAGCAAGUCAUCGACCAUAUGAUCCAGGUACCACCACAGCAUUUGAGCGAUAUGACUCAUCAGCUGCUGUGGCACAAAGUUGUACUAAUUUACAACAACAAGCCUUACAUCCUUCACAACGUGUACCCCCACAGGGAAUGUAUCCAUCGUACGCUUCAAUAGAAGAGCAAGAACAACGAUAUCAGCAAGAAGCCGCUGCAGCGCAACAACAUCAAAUGGCUGUUGCAACCGCAGCAGCUGCUGGUAUGAUGAAAUCAGAUCAAACAUCUGAAGCUGAAAAUACUGGUCCUUUAUAUCCAAGGCCUAUGUAUCAAUAUGAUCCUUCAACGGGAGGUAUACCAACAGGGUUUUCUGCUAUAAAUUUAUCAGUUAAAUGUGCGGCUGCAGCCCAAGCAGCUGCUCAAAUGAAAAGUGGUGGACCACCGACGUCGCCUGGAGGAACCGUAAUGGAUUUAUCUACGUCUAGUGUCACAUCUACCAGUCCGCAGGUGACAUACGGUUCCCCACAUUAUGGUGGUCAACGAGGUAGUCCACAAGCAGCAGCCAGUCCACAUUUAACAGCCAGCCCACAAGUUCCAAGUCCUCAGGGUCAAACGUUAGACCUUAGUGUAAAUCGAUUACCUCACAGUAGCGUACGACCAGUACCAACAUUUGCGAGUCCCAUAAUUGGAGCACCACCAGCUAGUUCCGGUUAUAGUCGAGAAUCAACACCAGACAGUGGAGGAUCGCAUUAUAUCGAUGCAUAUCGAGACGCUACCGGCUAUGCACCGAUGAGUCCGCAUCCUGGAUAUGGUAUGACACCAGUACCCAGUGAAUAUCCAACACCGUAUACACCGUAUCCUGCCUCAAGUUACGCAUGUAGUACAGGAUCUACGGCAUAUUCGGGUCCUGUAACAACUGGUUAUCAUCCGGCAGCAGGAUCUGGUGGUGGAUAUUCGCCGAAUCCCUGUUACAGUAUGCCACCUCCACAACAUUCAUUAUCAUCACAUGAUAAAAAUGGUUCACCGAAUAAAGAUGGCAGUUUAUCUGGAUGUCCUCGUGCUGAUCGAUCACAAAUUCAAGCACACUCACAAGAAUUGAAAUGUCCAACGCCAGGAUGUGAUGGUUCCGGUCAUGUAACUGGCAAUUAUUCAUCACACAGAAGUUUAUCAGGUUGCCCACGUGCAAAUAAACCAAAAAGUAAACCAAGAGAUGGUCAAGAUUCCGAGCCAUUAAGAUGCCCUAUCCCGGGUUGCGACGGAUCAGGCCAUGCAACUGGCAAAUUUCUGUCGCAUAGAAGCGCGUCUGGGUGUCCAAUUGCUAAUCGGAAUAAGAUGCGAGUGCUAGAGAGUGGUGGAACAGUUGAACAGCAUAAGGCGGCAGUAGCGGCAGCCACUGCAAUGAAGUUUGAAGGUGUUAACUGUCCCACACCAGGUUGUGACGGAACAGGUCAUGUUAAUGGGUCAUUUCUAACUCAUCGAUCUUUAUCAGGUUGUCCUGUUGCGGGUCAAACAAUUAAGAAGAAUAAAUAUCCAGAUGAAAUGUCAUUUUAUCCAAAAAGUUACACAGGUUUAGAGAGCGGAGCAAAUACGAAUCCAGGUGGUGAGGAUUUACUAACUUUAGAAGCUGAAAUCACGGAAUUGCAGCGUGAAAAUGCUCGAGUCGAAUCCCAGAUGAUGCGUCUCAAGUCCGACAUCUCAGCCAUGGAGUCACAUCUUAAUCACGGUGAAAAGGAGACACAAGUUCUGUCUCAACGCAACAACAAUCUGAACGAGUACUACGAGAGCCUGAGAAACAACGUGAUCACACUAUUGGAGCAUGUUCGACUACCUGGCGGCGGAUCAACGCAGGAGAAACUCGGGCACGAGAACUUUGACAGCUAUCUCAGCAAACUACAGACGCUAUGCACACCAGACGGUUAUUGUACCGACGAAAAUCGGCCCCUGUACGAGACCGUCAAAUCCGCUCUUCAAGAUUUCACCGUGUUGCCCACACCGAUCUAAACGUGGCCAUGUAUCGUCCCCACGCUAAUUUCUACUAUAGGUAAAUAAAAAUAAAACAAAAGUGAUUUCGCUCAUCGCAAAUAUUUUAGAGCAUUAUUUAAUGUGAAUAUUGAAUUAAUCUGACACGGUAAGUGAUUAAUUUUUAACUUUGGAUUAAUACAAUAUUCACUAUGGAAGCGCUGUAAUUUAAAUAAAACUUCACAGCAGCAUAAAAGAAAAUAAAAGUACUGAUUAUAGUUUUGCCUUUGCGACACUUCAAUAUUAAUUUAUAUAAAAAAUGGACUUUAAAUAUGAUGCAAGUUUUAUAAAGGCAUCAAAAAAUAUUGUAAAUACAAGGAAAUGCUAAGGGUAA